Brachypodium distachyon (stiff brome) is the source of this 2106-nucleotide messenger RNA. Its product is annotated as putative F-box protein At1g50870. The record is from RefSeq and is a predicted model, not a curated record. Lineage: Eukaryota; Viridiplantae; Streptophyta; Magnoliopsida; Poales; Poaceae. Gene Ontology annotation, molecular function: protein binding. The coding region runs from base 81 to 1367 and encodes 428 amino acids. The transcript has a single exon.
UCCCUAUUUGGCGUUGCUCAUUCCUGUAGCCGUACCCAGUCGCCGCCUCUCUCUCUCUCGAUCUGAUCUAACCCCUUGCCAUGGAGGAGAGAGCUACUGUUCGUCGGCGGCGGCGGCGGCCCAGCCGUUGGUCCUCGGAGGAGAAGAUACCCAAGGAGUUGCUGGUGGACAGCGCUGAGGCGGCGGCGGCGGCCGGCCUCCUCACGGACGACCUCAUCGUGGAGAUCCUGUCCCGCCUCCCCGCCAGGUCAGUCCACCGCUUCAAGUGCGUCUGCAAGCUCUGGCGCGACCUCAUCGCCUACCCAGCCCACCGCAAAAGGCUGCCCCAAACCCUUGCCGGCUUCCUCUACAGCACCCACACCGGCGUCUACGGCCACCACUUGGCCGCCGUCUCGUCCACGGUCGUCGAUUUCGUCGACCCUUCCCUCUCUUUCCUGCGGCCUAUGAAUUACACCAAGAUCCGCCUGCGAGACACCUGCAACGGCCUCCUCCUCUGCGUCUGCUACUACAACAUGGAGAAACGUUUAGUUGUCUGCAAUCCCGCCACCCAGAGGUGGACCGAGCUGCCCCCUGCUCCGCAGCCGCAGCCAGGCACAUAUAACUGGGACCAACGUCUGGCUUUCGAUCCGGCAGUCAGCCCAUCCCAUUUCCACGUCCUUGAUUUCGUGGACACCACCAACAAAUACCACCACACAGGAGUGAACAUCUACUCGUCCAGAACCGGAGCCUGGAUUCAUAGGGAUACUGAGUUGCUUGACAAAGUUGUGCUGGCCGAUGGAAGUGUCUUUGUUGGCGGUGUGCUGCACCUGCCCGGCAAGCUGCGGGAGGACCGCCCCUGCCAGUCCCGCCACAGCAUCGGCUACAGUUACCAGGAAAACUUUGUGCUGGUGGUUGUAGACAUGGAGUGGAAGGCAUGGAAGAUUGUCCGCACACCGGCAUACGGUUUCUCUUUCGGUGCAAUUGGAUGGUCACAGGGGCGUUUGCACUAUGCUACUCCAUCUGAAACUCCUAUUACCGUCAGUAAUGACGACGAUGAGGUUAUACUCCGAGAGAUAGCAGUCUGGUGCCUUGAGGAUUAUGGUAGUAAGAAAUGGGCCUUGAAGCAUAUUGUCAGAAUUGAUAAGCCAAUUGAGAUGGAAUACUCGGUGGUUGGGUUUCAUCCGGACUGUGAUACCAUCUUCUUUGUUACUACUACUAGGGCCGCUUAUCAUAGCGAUUCAUGGGAUGCUUCUUCGUUGGCAUCAUGGGAUAUGUGGCGUCUGCAAUUCCGUACUGUCCUUGACCUUGAGAAACGCAGUUCUGUGACAUAUCUACCUUAUGUUCCUAUGUUCUCAGAGUCGACAUUACCAGAUGGAGAAGUGCAGUAGCUUAUGUUCCUAUGUUCUCGAGUUCUCGGGGUGGACAUAGUCACUGGUGUUACCUUCAGUUCAAUUCAUGCUUUGCCAUACUCCAAGAAAGAAUUGGCUAUUCUGUACGUAGGCUGCCUAAUAUAUGUUUGUGGAAUCACUUCUUAAUUAACCUACUUAAAUGUGUCAUUCAACUUGCUCCGUGGAGCUAAGUUAUGUUAUCCAGCAUACUUGUCCAUAACAUGUCAUAUUGUGAUUGUCGUGAAUCCUAAUAUUAGUGAGUCCCACUCGUGAACUUCUUUUUGUUUCUAUGUAUUUUUCUUCUUGUUCGUGCAUCUGGUUUUGUGUAGUUGAUUAAUGUCCAGUUGAUGAGUUCAUCAAUUAAUUACAUUGUAAUGAAAAUAUUACAAACUUUUCCUGCUGUAUCUUCCGCUGGGUCUCCAAUCUUGUAUGAGUGUCAUGUACCUGCUGCAGCGCUGCUGCUCCCUCUCCACCGACGAAUACCCUAUGCCCAAGGCUGCACCAUCGCUCCCUCUCUGUCGCCACGAGAGUCUGCCGGUCAAGUUGCGAUGAGUCAGCGGCCAGCUUGAAGGGCAACAACUGUGGCUGUGGCGACUCGAAGGGAAGGUGUGGCUGUUCCAACUUACUCAGGCCACCGGAAGGAGAAGGGUGGACCUACAGUUCUCUUGUGCUCUUCUUUUCAUUUCAGUUUAUUAUGCUAUGUAAUCUUUAAUGUCUUUUAUUAUUAGGCUUUGAACAA